CAAGAAGCAAAUCGGUUGAUCUGUCAAAAAAAGAACAACAACGUAAUCUUCCCUUGGAAAAGCUAAUUCUGGAAGCCAAAAUUGAACCCGCAAGCGUCCAUUCGCAUCUCGAACCGGACAGUUAUUUGCUGCGAGACUAAACAGGCAAUCACAGUUAACCGUAGCCGGCGUAGGACACGAUGUCCAAAUCGAAUAAAAUCGUGCUGCGAAUCCAAUCAGCUGAUGGCACCAAACGCGUCGAAACAGAGCAAGCGGUCACAACGAAAGGCCUGUAUGAACUGGCCAAGGCAGCCUGUGGACUCGAUCAUUUCGACUUUGCGCUAUACCGUGAGCGAAACUACACAAAGGAGAUUGUUUCCAGUGGCUCGCAGGAAGUGAAAGAUAUUGGUCUCAAACAUGGUGAUAUUGUAUAUUUACGUCUAGUAGAAGGACCUUCUACUUCGAAGGCCACGGAACGAAGUGCGUCAGUUAAUUCGUUAGCUUCAAGCCACAGUUCCUCGCUCAGCAAUGCGACAUUUAGCCGAGAGGCUACCCCAUCGACCAGCUCGAAACAAUCCGCAGCAGCGACAGAGCAGGCUAUCACAGAGGAUUCGGUCGACCUGGAACUAUACAAGCAGGAUGGCCGCAUCAAACGAGAGCGUGACGAGAAGCUCUGCCGCCACAAUUCAAACGGUUGCUGCGUACAUUGCUCGCCGCUGGAACCGUGGGAUGAAAACUACCUCAAGGAGCACAAGAUAAAGCACUUCAGCUUUCACUCCUACCUGAAGAAGCUAACGUCCGGCGCUGCCCGUGGAAAGUUUGUUGCGCUCGAGGAUUUGAACUGUAAGAUUAAAUCCGGCUGCCGGGAUCAUCCACCGUGGCCCAAAGGCAUCUGCUCGAAGUGCCAACCGUCGGCGAUAACGCUUAAUCGGCAACCGUACCGGCACGUAGACAACGUGGUGUUCGAAAAUACCGGCAUCGUCGAGCGGUUCCUUAACUACUGGCGAACGAGUGGCCACCAGAGAAUCGGUUUCCUGUUCGGCAAGUACGAACUCCAUCCGGACGUACCGCUCGGUAUAAGGGCGCGUGUGGCCGCAAUUUAUGAGCCACCGCAGGAGAGCAACCGUGACUCGAUACGCCUGCUGGACGAUCCGAACGAUGCAGACGUUGAUGAGCUGGCCAGGUUACUCGGUCUGCAGCGCGUUGGAUGGAUUUUUACGGAUUUGUUAAGCGAAAAUUUGGCCAACGGGACGGUGAAGCAUGUGCGCAACAUCAAGACGCACUUUCUUACCGCGCAAGAGUGCAUACUGGCAGGACAUUUGCAGAACAAAUAUCCUAACCGCUGCAAGGAUUCGUCGAACGGAUACUUUGGUUCGAAAUUCGUGACAGUUUGUGUGACCGGUGACGAGAAGAAACAAGUGCACAUGGAAGGAUAUGCCGUAUCGGCACAGUGUAUGGCGCUGGUGCGAGACAACUGUCUCAUUCCUACGAAGGAUGCGCCCGAGCUAGGAUAUAUUCGCGAGUCGUCCGAUAAGCAGUACGUCCCGGACGUUUACUACAAGGAAAAGGAUGUCUAUGGUAAUGAGGUGCAACGCUUGGGACGACCACUGCCGGUGGAGUAUCUGCUGGUUGACGUGCCGGCCUCGACACCGCUCGUACCGCUGUACACAUUCCUGGAGCGGAAGAAUGCGAAGCAGUACUUCCCGGUCGAGAACAGACUGAUCGACGGUCACAUACAGGAUUUCGCCGCCCUGGCAGACUAUCUGGCUAAAUCACGUUCGAUGCCCUUCCUUGACGCUGUGUCCGAUUUUCACUUGUUGUUUUAUCUGUACCGCAUGGAGGAUAUGCUGCCGAUGAAAUCCCAGCUGGGUCCACUGCUGGAAGCGGUACGUACCAAGGACAAGGCGAAGGCUAAUGAGUGGAAAUCGCGAGAGGUGUGGAAAACGCUCGAAGAGCUAAUUGAGGCCAGCUCCAACCAUGAUGACUCCAGCAUGAGCAAUGAUGUCGAGUUUGUACCGAGUGGCGAUGCGGAACAGAACUGGAUUUGUACGUUCUGCACGUUUAUCAACAGCCGGGAGCUGCCCGCAUGCGAGAUUUGUAAUCUUCCCAGAUCCAGACAAUGAAGAUCCAAGCUUGGUUAAAAUGGUUGCUUAAAAAAACACAACACAAAACUGGCAAGCAUCAUCAUCAGCUCACUACAAAGAUCCUGCGACACAUUUGAAAUUUUUAAAACAGUUCACCUAAAUAAUUGGUGAGAGAAACAGCUGGAGCAGCAAAUGUGCUUUGGAAGGCAAACAUUAUCAUGCAGCGUUACGGCUACUACAUAGCUAUAAGCUGGGGAGGGAACUUUUUUUUAGUCUAAAUGCAUUAACGAAUAACAUUUCGGAUGAUCCGAGGAAGGGAUGGAAAGAUGCACAGGUGCUGUGUGGUCAAAACAAAACUCUUUCGCUAUCUGUCUCUCUCUUUCUCACACACACAUCCACAUACAUUCUCUUUCUCUCUAUUGUCACACUAUUUCUCGAUGGGGUUGCAUUAAUGCAGCAAGCAUAAGGCAUGAGCGCAGCUGAUGAGCUAAGCGGCUGGGAAGUGAUUAAAUUAUUUAUUCAAUAAUAGCAUCUGGCUACGGUGUGAGCCAUUCCCUAGUUUCCCCCCAAAAACCCUCCCCUCCCCCCCAGUGUCAGCGUCCAGACAAGGUUAUGGAAGAGAUGAUCACUUCGACGGUGAAGUAGGUGAAAGUUGACAGCAAACAACAAACUGAUAAAACGAUAGCAAGGUAAACUGAUUCAAAUAAAGUCCAUCAUACAAG
Anopheles funestus (African malaria mosquito) is the source of this 2785-nucleotide messenger RNA. RefSeq names its product nuclear protein localization protein 4 homolog (gene Npl4). Gene Ontology annotation, cellular component: nucleus. The record is from RefSeq and is a predicted model, not a curated record. The transcript has 10 exons. The coding region runs from base 180 to 2102 and encodes 640 amino acids. Gene Ontology annotation, molecular function: ubiquitin protein ligase binding; ubiquitin binding. NCBI's taxonomy places the organism in Eukaryota, Metazoa, Arthropoda, Insecta, Diptera, Culicidae. Gene Ontology annotation, biological process: ubiquitin-dependent protein catabolic process.